Danaus plexippus (monarch butterfly) is the source of this 1789-nucleotide messenger RNA. Its product is annotated as cysteine sulfinic acid decarboxylase. The transcript has 8 exons. Gene Ontology annotation, molecular function: pyridoxal phosphate binding; carboxy-lyase activity. Lineage: Eukaryota; Metazoa; Arthropoda; Insecta; Lepidoptera; Nymphalidae. The record is from RefSeq and is a predicted model, not a curated record. Gene Ontology annotation, cellular component: cytoplasm. Bases 105 to 1556 code for a protein of 483 amino acids. Gene Ontology annotation, biological process: carboxylic acid metabolic process.
AUGAACUGUUAUGGGCCAACCACGUUCCGUGACAGUUGCUCGCGCUCCUCCGUCAAUACAACACAUGCAUUUUAAACGAAAGCACAUGAAUUUUUGUAUGUGUGAUGGAUACUAAGGGUCAUUCAUUUCUGGACAGAGUUUUUAAUAUUUUGAAGGAUGAAACCGCUGACGAAGUUCCUCUCAUUCAGUUUAAGCAUCCAAAGGAGUUAGAAGAAAUACUCAGCAAUGACCUCGACAUAUCUAUAAACGUGGAUGACAAAGAGCUGGAAAACUCCGUUAGAAAAAUUCUGCAGUACAGUGUUAAAACAAACAAAGUGACCUUUAGGAACCAGUUGUAUGGUCCCAUGGAUCCCUAUGGACUGGCCGGGACGUGGAUAGCCGAGGCUUUCAACACCAGCCAGUACACAUUUGAAGUCGCCCCAGUAUUUACAUUGAUAGAACUCAAAAUGAUAGAGCAUAUAUUAAAAUUGUUUGGUAUUCCUGGAGGGGAUGGUAUCUUCAGUCCAGGAGGGAGCGUGUCCAUGUUGUAUGCAUUAGUAGCUGCGAGAUUUAAAAAAUUCCCUGAAGUCAAGAGCAAGGGCAUGCAAAAACUGCCAGAAAUGACCAUAUUCACUUCCGAAGAUAGUCACUAUUCCAUUAUAAAGGCCGCUCAUUGGCUUGGUUUUGGCACAGAAAGUGUUAUAUCUAUUAAAACUAAUAGUUCUGGUCAGAUGAUCGUAAACGAACUAAAUAAAGCGAUAGAACGUCAAUUGGGUCUAGGAAAAUAUCCUGUGUUCGUAAACGCUACUGCGGGUACAACGGUUCUUGGAGCCAUUGACGACUUGGAAGCAAUUGCGUCUGUUUGUAAAAAAUACGAUAUUUGGAUGCAUGUUGACGCCUGUUGGGGUGGAGGCUUGAUGCUUUCUGCCACAUUAAGAAAUAGAUUGCAAGGAAUUCAAUUUGCAGAUUCCAUUUCCUGGAAUCCACAUAAGAUGAUCGGCGCUCCGUUACAAUGUUCGAUAUUUCUGCUGAAAGAAAAGGGUUUGCUGCACGAAGCCAACGCUGCUGCAGCACAGUACCUGUUCCAGCAAGACAAGUUUUAUGACGUUCGAUAUGACACAGGGGAUAAAAGUGUCCAGUGCGGGAGAAAGAUAGAUUCUUUUAAAUUGUGGAUGAUGUGGAAGGCGCGAGGAGAUAUCGGGCUCUGUAAGCUGAUGGAUCAUGUUAUGAGGAUAUCAGAGUUCUGUUUGCGAUCUAUUGCUGAAAGAGAAGGUUUCAAACUAGUUUCGGAUACCUUGCAAUGUCCUAACAUUUGUUUCUGGUACAUUCCAGUUUUUAUGAGAAAACGGGAGGAAAAUGAUGAGUGGUGGGCACUCAUUCAUAAGAUUACACCGAAACUGAAAGAGCUGUUGACCUUAAGUUCUCGGUUAAUGAUAGCUUACACCCCUUUACGUCAUCACAAGAAUUUUUUCCGACUAGCGUUCACCUUCCACCCUGUUGUUGAAGAAAAUCACGUCCUGGAGAUAUUAAAAUCUAUAGAGGAAUGUGGGGAAAUGGUAAACACGGACAUGGUCUAACUGACCAUAGAGGAGUUAAUGAUUUGUGACCUCCGGGAGUACAAUUAAUUGUCCCUUUAACACUUCCUGUGUAUUUCGAAUAUGUAACUCGGUUUAAAUGUAACGCUGUACGAUUUGUUUGCUUACUGGAAUGGUUAGUGUAGAAUAUUCGUGAAUGCGAUGCUUUUUAAAUGAUAAAUAUAAAUGUAAAAAAUGCAGCUUCAAUUACAAUUAAUACUUUGUGACAUAAUGCA